This is a messenger RNA of Triticum aestivum (bread wheat), 2095 nucleotides long. Its product is annotated as pentatricopeptide repeat-containing protein At2g02750-like. The record is from RefSeq and is a predicted model, not a curated record. Gene Ontology annotation, molecular function: protein binding; RNA binding. The transcript has a single exon. Gene Ontology annotation, biological process: RNA modification. Lineage: Eukaryota; Viridiplantae; Streptophyta; Magnoliopsida; Poales; Poaceae. Bases 69 to 1952 code for a protein of 627 amino acids.
UUCCCAGCUGUAUUUCUGCAAAUCCACUAUCUGAGCGUUGCCCUGCCCCGCGAACCAAUGCAGGCUCCAUGGUUGGCAAGCUCUCCAUGGCCACCGUGGCGCCAUGGAAGCGACUCUGCAAGCUCGUAUCAAACGGACACUACCAGGAAGCGCUCCUCUCCUACUCUCGAGCCCACGCGUCCAACCUCCGUCCGGACGCCUUCACCUUCCCCUGCCUCCUCAAGUCCUGCGCCGCGCUCAAGGAUGCCCCCGCCGUGCUCCAAGUCCACGGUCACCUCGCCAAGUCGGGCUUCUCCUCCUGCCCCUACACGGCCACCGCCCUAACGAGCGCCUAUGCCAGGCUCCUCCGUCUCGGGGAGGCAUGCAAGGUGUUCGACGAAAUGCGGGAAAGAAACGUGCCCUGCUUCAAUGCUCUCAUCGCGGGGUUCUCGCAGUGCGGAAAGGUUGAUGAAGCGAUGGGUGUAUUUAGGCUCCUCGGGAAAGAGGGGAUACUGCCGGACUCUGUCACAAUGGCGAGUGUGCUACCUGCGUGUCGGGCCAUGGAGCAAGGGAAGCAGCUGCACGGGCUUGUAGUGAAGACCGGUGAUUGUUUGGAUCGCUAUGUUGCCACAUCACUCAUCACAAUGUACUUGGAUUGUGGUGAUUCGGAUGGCGCAAGGAGGAUUCUUGAACUCAUGGUUGAUAAGGGCGUCGAGAGUUACAAUGCAAUGGCUUCUGGACUGUUGAGGAAUGGUGAAGAUUUUAUAGCUUUGGGUACUGUCAGGGAAAUGAUAUUUGGAUCCAGCGAAAAACCUAAUGAGACCACUUUGCUGGUAGUCCUCUCAGCGUGCACUAGUGUGUUGGUACCGUCACUUGGUAAAGAGGUCCAUUGCUAUGUCCUGAAGCAUGCAAUGGAUUGCAGUAUCAAGAUCAGGACUGCACUCAUUGACAUGUACUCAAAAUGUUGUUCUCUGGAGUGUGCUUACCAGGUUUUCUCUGCCAUGGAUGAGCGGAACUUGGUGACCUGGAAUACGAUGAUCUCAGGUUUUCUGAUACACGAGAAGCUUGCAAACGCCUUAGGGUUGUUCCAACAGCUGAGGUUGAAAGGCUUCAGCCCUGACAGUAUUACAUGGAAUCUGAUGAUUAAUGGGCUUGCACAUCACCAGAAGUUUGCUGAGGUUUUCUCAUUUUUCAAUAAGAUGCGGUUGGAGGGAGUCUCAGGUGCAAGUCUGGAAACCAUGACAAGUAUGUUGAGUGCUUGUUCAGCUAUGUCAGAUAUCAAGCAUGGGAAGGAAAUAUAUUGCCAUGUUAUUCGAACAAUGCAACACUUUGAGGAUGAUGUUUUCCAGACAACAGUGAUUGACAUGUUUAUGAGUUGUGGAUGUGACAGCUAUGCUGGUAGAAUAUUUGAGAAAGAUAGGAGGAAAUCGAAUGAUCCAGCUUUGUGGAAUGCAAUGAUUUCUGGUUACGGAAGGUGUGGGAAAAGCAGUUUAGCAUUGCAAACCUUCAACGAAAUGCUUGAGCAGCAAGUGCAUCCCAACUCAGCCACCUUUCUCUGUGCUCUUUCAGCUUGUGGCCAUGCUGGAUUAGUCCAGAAAGCAUUGCAUAUCUACCAAAUGAUGGAGAGUGCCUACAGUAUCAACCCUACUUUUGAACACUUGAGCGUCAUGGUUGACCUUUUUUGCCGUGCUGGAAAGCUAUCUGAAGCUUAUGGUCUAUUACUGAAACAUACUGAUCCACCAGCUUCAAUGUGGUAUUCUUUUCUUGGUGCUUGUAGAAACUACUCUAAUGCCGAACUUGGUGAAAUAGCAGCAACAAAACUCUAUGAUUUGGACCCUUCAAGCACAACUCCAUGGGUAAUUCUAUCCAACAUAUACGCUGAACAAUAUCGAUGGGGCGAAGUAGAGACACUGAGGAAAAUGAUGUCAGACAAGCACCUCAUCAAAGCUCCUGCGCGUACUGAACUUGUAUGAAAAUCUGUUUCUUGUCUGCUUAGUUUAGGAAGGAAAUGAAUACCAUUUAGAAGGUAUGGACAUCUCUUCCCAUGCCAGCCAUCUUGUCAUAACAAAAAGCUUAUUGCUGCCUACAUUAAAAUGAUAUUGAGCUCAUGUCCAUA